Ictalurus punctatus (channel catfish) is the source of this 955-nucleotide messenger RNA. Its product is annotated as CMRF35-like molecule 7. The record is from RefSeq and is a predicted model, not a curated record. Bases 181 to 861 code for a protein of 226 amino acids. The transcript has 6 exons. NCBI's taxonomy places the organism in Eukaryota, Metazoa, Chordata, Actinopteri, Siluriformes, Ictaluridae.
ACUCGGCAUUUCACACAGACACUUCCUGUGUGGUUUUCUGUCCCCAGCCCUAAAUAGGAAGUGGACGUUGCUAAACACACUGUACAGUCCGAGGCAGAGGCGGUGAGGGUGUGUACGAUAACUAACAGAGCAUUUUUGAUUUUUAUUUUCUGAAGUGAAGUUUGAGAGUCGGGACUUAGAAUGAAGAUCCUCCUCAUCUUCACCUUCUGCCUGAUUAUAGCUGGUUCUGAUGCUGUAACUACAGUAACUGGAUACAGAGGAAGAUCAGUUCAGAUUAAAUGCCCCUACGGAUCUGGAUAUGAAGAAUACAAGAAGUAUCUCUGCAGAGGUGAAUGUCCCCGUGUGGGGUAUAAUGAUGUUCCUGUUCGUUCUGGAUCUCCUGCUAAAGACACCAGAUUCUCUCUGUAUGACAACACAACAGCCAAAGUCUUCACCGUCACCAUCACUGAUCUGAGAACAGAGGAUGGAAACACUUACUGGUGUGGAAUAGAGCGGACAGGGUAUGAUAGUUACACAGAGCUUCUACUGCUGGUUAAAACGGCAAAUCCACUAAAUGAUGCUAACCAUCCAACCGUCGCUCCCUCACCUCAGGGUAUAAAUAACUACAUCAUGAUCAGUACAGGUGCAGUGUUGUUGCCUGUUGGUGUGAUUAUAGCGAUCUACUGCAAAAUACAUCGUCAAGGCUCUGAAACAGUGACACGAUCUUCCACAGAGGCAAAUGGAGAUUAUGAAAAUGACCAGAAUUUACCUCCUCUCCAAGCGAAACAACAAGCCGAUUUACCCGAAUCUGUCUAUCAGAGUCUAGACCUAACCACCAACCAAUCAGUCUAUCAGAGUCUGACCUUUACUAAUAACCAGUAAGAUUCAGGAUGCCACUGUUCACCAUCCAACUGGACUGAUCUUAACCCAAAGCUAAAUACAACAGUGUUUACCCCCCCCCGGUCCCCCGUUAUUC